This is a messenger RNA of Ramularia collo-cygni, 1170 nucleotides long. RefSeq lists its product as uncharacterized. The transcript has 4 exons. The record is from RefSeq and is a predicted model, not a curated record. Bases 1 to 1170 code for a protein of 389 amino acids. NCBI's taxonomy places the organism in Eukaryota, Fungi, Ascomycota, Dothideomycetes, Mycosphaerellales, Mycosphaerellaceae.
AUGGUCCGACUGGUUACUCUGCCAGACGAGKAAGGAGGUCCAGAGGCUGGUCCUCCCAACUAUCCAACCCUUGAUGUAUUGGCUAUCGUUGAUGAUGAUGAUGAUGAUGAUKCUCAUGAGCCACGCCCAAACCCGAACCUGACCCCUUUCACCGCAGCUCUAUCUUGUUAUCCUAUUGUUUCGCAGCUGGCAAGCUAUUUGGACCUUUUAACGCUCUCUGAGCUUGCAAGAACAUGUCGUCAAAUCCGAGAGAACCUAUUACAACACAGGAAGAUCCUGAUCAAGCACACGCUUCGCUGCGAGAAUGACAGUACAGCCGGCAUAUCAAGCCGCGAUGGUCCAGACYCAUACAACAUAAACGGUUAUACGAUCGGCCGACUCACCAGCGGCAAGGUCGGUGCUUGUGCCAGUGAUAUGGUUGGAGACUGCAGAAAGUGUGGUCGUAUCGUUUGCAGAAACUGUGUUGCCAAAGCACCGCCUGCAAGCCUCCUCAAGUUGCGUUAUCGCAGACUUUGCCGGACCUGCAUGAAGGCUCCAUUGGAACUUCUGACAGUCGUCAAACGUGAACAAUCCGAGCAAGAUAGCACCGACGACUCUUCUACAAAGACACGCACCUUCGCCCGGAGUCCUUGCAACUGCGAGGACGCCAUAUGGAUCUGUGGAUCCUGCAGCCAAUCAAUGCGAGCAGAAGACACAACCUAUCUCCGCGGCUGGACCUGGCGCAACCGCUAUUCUCACUGCGGCGGAAUGGGAGCAGGUCUAGGGGAAGGAAACGAAGGAGUGCAAUGCGGUCGAACCAGAGACUGCUUGGCCGCGACUCUUGUCCUCAAAGACGUAGAAUGCGAUGCCAUCGAACUUGCUCACCUCCAAGCCGACGCAGCCAAAGCCGAGCUGCAAGGCCGUCACUGGAAUGGAGGAAGCUACACCACGCAAGAAAUGCUCGGACUGGGAGACACCAUCAAGACCAAAGCGAAGAAAUUCGUGCCCGUCGGUGCGGUUGUGAAGCAGUAUGAAGACGAAAGAUCUAGUCAAUUUUUGGGUCGAGAACAGACUGGUGCGAAUCGUGGGUGGUGUUCGUGGUGCGAUCGCGUGGUUUUAUCAACCAAGGAUAAGGAUAGAGCGGGAAGAUCCACCGACAGCAUUACAUCCUCCAGCUCUUUCGAGCAAUGA